Molecule: messenger RNA, 303 nt
Organism: Pelobates cultripes (western spadefoot toad)
Lineage: Eukaryota; Metazoa; Chordata; Amphibia; Anura; Pelobatidae
Source: the annotation of a GenBank genome assembly
AUGUCCCAGCACCGGGGGGAAAAAAGCGCGGAGGCAAAAGAUAAAUCAGCCUUCUUUGCGGCUCGCACGCCGCAGUCUAAAAUUGCCGACACACAAAUCCAAGAUGGCGCCGACCCGGACUUUGAACCGGAACAUGACCCCACAGUGAGUAAACCAGACGAUUGCCCCCUGACUCAGAGCCUCCUGCAAUCCAUGCUAGAUGGUGCAGUUACUAAAAUGCAAGCUACGUUCACAGCAGCCCUCAGUGAUAUAAGAAAAGGCUUCCAAGAACUGGAAACCCGGACCUCUCAUCUUGAGGACACU